AUGGCCAAAAGCCUGGCUGAUCAGGAGAUCGUCACCACCAUCAACGCCAAACCUCCAGCAAAGGAGUUCCACCCCUCUCCUCUGGCUUGGGAAGAUCAGCUCCUCUACUUCUUGCUACCAGAUCGCUUCUCUGACGCCAAUGAGAAUGGUUACAAGGACAUCCAAGGCCAACCUGUCGAAUCCGGCACUACUCCUCAGUUUCAGCCUCAGGAUAGUGGCAACGCCACGCUCACCGAUCAAGACGCUGCGGAAUGGCGCGAGGCAGGUACCGUCUUCGUAGGCGGCACGCUCGACGGUCUCAAAAGCAAGCUGGGUUACCUAGGUAGAUUGGGCGUCACCGCUAUAUGGGUUGGUCCCAUUUUCAAGCAGGUGUCCAAACUCCAGACGUACCAUGGCUACGGAGUACAGGAUUUUCUCGAUGUCGACCCACGCUUUGGAACCCGUGAGGAGCUGAAGGAUCUCGUUGCCACCGCCCACCAACACAACAUCUACGUCCUUCUGGACAUCAUUCUGAACCACAGUGGAAACGUUUUCCAAUACGUUGCCAGAGACCCACAUUACACGGGUGACACAUUCGACGUUAAGGGUUUCUACGACCAAGAUCGCCAGCCUAACAUCCCGCUCGGCAAGGUCGACGAGCAGAAACACCCUGGCGCGUUCCCCAACGCAGCUGUGUGGCCAUCGGAGCUCCAAGAUGCAAACUGCUUCACCCGCAAAGGCCAGAUCAACAGCGACGGCUGGGACCUCGAGCCCGAAUACCUGGACGGGGACUUCUUUGACCUGAAGGACAUCGCGCUCGGCAACUCCAACCCGGACAAUUUCACCGCACCCCCAGCCCUUCGGGCCCUCUGCGCAUGCUACAAAUACUGGAUCGCGUACGCCGACAUCGACGGCUAUCGCAUCGACACGGUCAAGCACAUGGGCGACGGCCCGACCCGAUACUUUGCAAGCGUCAUCCACGAAUACGCCGCAACGCUCGGUAAGGACAAGUUCCUGCUGAUUGGCGAGAUCACAGGAUCCCGCGCCUUCGAGACCGUGGAAGUCACAGGCCUCGACGCCGCUCUGGGCAUAGGAAACGUCCAGGAGAAGCUCUGGCGCGUCCCUAAAGGCCAGGCUUCCCCAGCCGAGUACUUCGACCUGUUCCGCAAUGCCCUGUUCCUCAACAAGGGCAGCCACACGUGGUUCCGCGACCGCGUGGUCACCAUGAUCGACGACCAUGACCAGGUCUGGCGCGGCGAGAACAAAGGCCGCUACUGCUCAGAGGGUUCCGGCAAAGACCUCAUCGUGGCCGCCAUAGCCCUCAACCUCCUCACGCUCGGCAUCCCCUGCAUCUACUACGGAACCGAGCAGGCCUUCGACGGCUCCGGCGGCGCAGACACCUACAUCCGCGAAGCCAUGUUCGGGGCCCGCUUCGGCGCCUUCCGCAGCAAGGAGCGCCAUUUCUUCGCCGAGGACGGCAACCCCGUCUGGACGGGCACCGCAGCGCUCGCGAGCCUGAGGAAAAAUGAGAUUGCCCUAAGGCGAGGACGCCAGUACCUGCGCGAGAUCUCGGGUGAUGGCGCGCAUUUCGGGUUUCCGUUUAAGAUCGGCAAUGGACCGAUUCGGUCCGUACUGGCGUGGUCGAGGUUGUUCGCGGACGAGGAGGUCGUUUGUGCGGUCAGUACGGAUCCAGCCAAUACCUUGUCCGUCUGGGUGACGGUCGACGCUGAGGUGCAUCCUGCCGUUGCGCGUGAUGAAUUGCGGCUGCUCCACUCGUCUUCCUCCUCGUCUUCCUCGAGCAGCGGGACUGGCGUGGUGCCUGACACGAUCAAGGUCGAAGCGCGGAGUGGGAGGAGCACAGUGAAGUUGACUGUGCCUCCUGGCGGUGUGGUCGUCUACAAGUGA
Molecule: messenger RNA, 1884 nt
Organism: Exophiala aquamarina CBS 119918
Lineage: Eukaryota; Fungi; Ascomycota; Eurotiomycetes; Chaetothyriales; Herpotrichiellaceae
Exons: 1
Coding region: 1-1884 (627 amino acids)
Biological process (GO): carbohydrate metabolic process
Source: RefSeq, a predicted model, not a curated record